Molecule: messenger RNA, 4059 nt
Organism: Amphibalanus amphitrite
Lineage: Eukaryota; Metazoa; Arthropoda; Thecostraca; Balanomorpha; Balanidae
Exons: 5
Molecular function (GO): zinc ion binding; nucleic acid binding
Source: RefSeq, a predicted model, not a curated record
AUGGGUCGGGGGCCGACGAUCGAGGGCGCCUCACGGCACCACGACGGCCGGGAGCGGCGGCCAUAUGUCGGCCUCUCGUCAGAGCCCCAGAUCGGGGGCGGCUCGUGGAGCUUCUCACUCCACAUCAGUUGCGAACCAACUCCUUCAAUCAACAACAUCGCCUCAGUGGAGAGGUUCAGUUCAGCUGUCAGCAACACUGUGCUGACGCUGCGCGCUCUGAACCACUACAAUGAUCUGAGAGCCAUCGAGAACCUGCGUCGAGUAGCAUUGAAGCUUCCUGCGGAGUUGUCCUACCAGUGGGGACGAGAAGUGCAUCAGAUGCAUCCCAAGCAGCCCGAUCUGGAGAUCUUCAGCAAGUGGCUGGAGACAGAGACUGCCAUCUUGAGAAACUCGGCCAACCACAACCGCGAUCCAGAAAGAAAAAGGCCAUCCGCGAGUGCACGGGAGACCUCGGCGCGACGAACAACUCUGACUACGUCGGCCACGUCUUCCCAGACGGAAAACAACCGACGUCGCUGGUUCUGUGUCCUGUGCAAGGAACAGCACAAGCUUCAGGAUUGCACGGAGUUCAAGUCGAAGAUGGUGGAGGAGAGGCUGGUCGUAGUGAGCAAGGAACGGCUGUGUUGGGGCUGCCUGAACAAGGGCCACUUCAUGAGGGAUUGCCGCUCUGCAAGACGAUGCAACUUGAAUGGAUGUAAUGCAUCUCAUCACCGACUCAUACAUGUGGACAGAAGCGCUGCUGGUGAUAAAGAAAACCAAACAGAACCAAAAACAGAGGCACGAGGAGGAAGUCGCAUCGUUGGCACGGCUCUCACAGAGACGACAGACACACUGCUGCAGUUGGUGCCGGUGCGGAUUCACGGCCCAAACGGGGAGAGAGACGUAGUAGCACUGCUGGACCCGGGAGCGCAGACAUCGCUCUGCUGUGAAGAUGUCCUGGAAGAGAUUGGGGUUCCAGGAGUCCGAGAGAAUCUGCAGCUACAGAACAUCGAAGGAAGUGGUACCAGACAGUCGUCUCUUCGAGUUCAGCUGACGGUCAGUCCUCUGAGCACAGCGACCAGCAGAAAUCGAAUCGUCGUGCCCGAGGUGUGGUCUGUGCCAAGCUUGAACGUGGCCCCACCCAGCGUGAGUAGCAAGCAGCUUCGCAGCUGGAAGCACUUGCAGGACCUGGACCUACAGCAGUACAACGGCGCACACGUCGAGCUUCUACUUGGUGCCAACAUUCUGGAAGCUGUGCUGCAGCGAGAGGUCAGGGUGGGAGGCCCCGGAAUGCCCGUCGCUAUCCGGACAGACUUUGGCUGGACCCUGACGGGAUCGAUAUCCACCCUGAUUCCAAGCACAAUGCGGCAAGUCAUGUUCGUGCGUCAACGUGCUCCCGAAGACGCUCUGGAGGGUCUGCAAGAGUUGGUCCAAGACUGGUGGACGACCGAGGCCUUCGGCACCAUGAUCAACAGCUCUGAUGCACGAUCUCAAGAAGAUCUCAGAGCUAUGCGAAUCUUGGAUCAGCAGACCAGGAAGGUGGGGGACAGAUAUGAAGCUGGACUUCUGUGGGGUGAAGACGAACCGAUGUUGCCGGACAACUGGAACCAAGCGUACCGACGUCUUCAGUCCAUCGAGAGGAAACUCGACAAGCAGCCAGAACUGGCUACAAGGUACCAAGCCAUCAUCGACGGAUAUGUGAAGGAUGGUCACGCAAGGAAGCUUUCAGCAGAAGAAGCGGACGAACCGAAGGAGAAGCGUUGGUAUCUGCCACACCACGCAGUAGUGAACCCGAACAAGCCAGGGAAGCUGAGAAUCGUCUUCGACGCUGCGGCAACAUACCAAGGUGUAUCACUGAACUCGAAGCUCAUCACAGGUCCAGAUCUACUACAAAGCCUUCCUGGGGUGAUCAUGCGCUUCAGGGAAGGUCUGAUCGCUGUGACAGCGGACAUCAAGCAGAUGUAUCAUCAGGUGAGGAUCCGGACAGAAGACCAGCCUGCAUCGAGCUUUCUAUGGCGAGAUAUGGAGCGACACCGCAAGCCUGACGUCUAUCUGAUGGAGGUGGUCAUCUUUGGCGCGAAGUCAUCACCGGCAACGGCCAACUACGUGCUGAGAAAGGCACUUCUGGACUAUGGAGUGGAGACAGACAAGGUUCUCAGCAGAAGUCCCGAGCAACUGGCAAAGUCGUUCUACAUGGACGAUUGCCUGUUCUCUUGCAUGACGGAAGACGCCGCCAAACAGUUGUACGCUGACGUGAAGGAGGCACUGGAAAGAGGAGGAUCUCACCUCACGAAGUGGAGAAGCAGUUCCCCCGCUGUGCUGAAAGGUGUUCCAGAGAGUGAGAGAGCCAGCGCCUCUGCGAGCCUAUGUCUCAGGAGCUCGCACACCGCUGAAAAGACGCUGGGCAUCGCAUGGAAGGAAGACGAGGACACAUUGGGGUUUCGUCUCCAAGCCAAAGAAGUGAGUGCAACCAAGCGUGGUGUGCUCAGCAAAGUGUCAACAAUCUUUGACCCUCUGGGGAUUGCUGCUCCUGUUACCGUGAGAGCAAAGAUGAUGAUGCAGCGACUCUGGUGGAAACAUCUGGAGUGGGACGAGCCACUACCCGAACCUGAGCUGAGCCAAUGGUUGGAGUGGCUGAGUGAAGCAGAGAAGCUGAACGAAGUCGUGAUGCAACGCUGCGUGAACCCCAGCGGCCCAGGGACACUGCGACGCCAACUUCAUGUGUUCUGCGAUGCGUCAGAGAGUGCGUUCGGCGCUGUGGCAUACUGGAGGACAACUUCGAGCGAUGGGUUACACCACUGUCGCUUCCUGAUCGGCAAGUGCCGAGUCGCUCCACUGAAGCGACUAUCAAUUGUCCGUCUGGAGCUGCAAGCAGCCGUUCUUGGAGCGCGUCUGGUGGCUACCGUCCUCGGUGAGAUCACUCAGCCACCGGAUGACAUCUUCUGCUGGACGGACAGCAAGGUCGUUCAGCAGUACCUUGGUAAUGAAACCCGACGGUUCAAGACCUUCGUGGCCAACCGACUGGCUGAGAUUCACGAGCUGACCCAUAACGCGUGCUGGCUCCACGUUCCUGGGAAGCUCAACCCCGCUGACGACUGUUCCAGAGGGGUUUCGGUGCUCAUGCUCAGUCAGGACGGCAGGUGGCUGACGGGUCCCACCUUCUUGAGGGAGGACGUCAGCCAGUGGCCACCUCAAGAGGAGCUAGCCCAGCUGGCACAGGAUGAAGAGAUGCGGGACGCGCUGAUAUUCACGACUACCAAGUGCACAUCAGAGGAACCGAUUCCAGCGAGGUUUUCAUCCUGGGGGAAGUUCAAGCGAGUCGUUGGAUGGAUGAUGCGCUUUACGCGCAACAUGAAGGCGUGUCUUUCAGGACAGCUGCCGAAGGCCACCGGACCACUCUCACGUUCGGAACUGCAAGCAGCGGAGGUGUGGGUCGUUGCCAGGGAACAGGCGCAGUCCUAUGCUGAAGAAGUGCGCUGUCUGACGCAGCAACGGCCGCUGCCUUCGUCCAGUUCUCUGCUUCCUCUGGCCCCGUUUCAGGACGAGGACGGCCUGAUCAGAGUCGGGGGACGCAUCGGCAAGGCGGCCACCGUGACGGAGACGGCGUCCCACCGGCGCGCGCCCGUCGACCCACCCACCUCCAGCAGCAUCUUCAUCUUGGACACAGGCGGCGGAGGAGACACUCUGGCCGUCACCGAGGCACUUCAGCACGCCCUGCGUGUGCCCAUCCUGGUCGAGUCCAAGGCGCUGCCGCUCGACUCCAACCGUAACCCGGUGCUGUCGGACGAGUCCACUGCGGGGGGAGGUCGCCUCAGCCUGACCACAGUGCUGGCGAGGAUCGGGCCCGACGACUCUGCGCGAGCCGCUCUCGACCUGAUGACGGUCACCUACCAGCAGGCCCAGCAGCUGGUGGAACAGUCGGACGAAUCAGAGGACCUGGAUGAGCUUACCAAGAUCGACUGCCAACGACAACAGCAGCAGCAGCAGCAGCAACAACACAGCCCACAUCAGCAGCAGCAGCAGCAGACUCCCAACAAGCCACUGAGUCCUCCGCGUUCCUCGGGUCCCCAACACUGUCAG